Messenger RNA from Suillus plorans, 891 nucleotides. RefSeq lists its product as uncharacterized. Bases 1 to 891 code for a protein of 296 amino acids. The record is from RefSeq and is a predicted model, not a curated record. NCBI's taxonomy places the organism in Eukaryota, Fungi, Basidiomycota, Agaricomycetes, Boletales, Suillaceae. The transcript has 4 exons.
AUGUCUCAAGGAUGGCCUGAACAUGAUGGAGACCUCUCAAUGUUGGCAGAAACCGAUCUCAAUCGCUCCGUGGACUCUGGAUUUGUCAACAUUACCAUGGGAUCUCCAGCAUCAAUCCCUACACCGAGUACCAGACGAACCUGGAUGUCUACUCACGAUCAGAUCAACAGCACACUCCAAACACUGCGGGAUGGUCGUAUAUCCAUCCUAGACUUCCUCGUCAAAAUACUGGACCCUUCCAACGCAUCUUAUAAUUCGGAUCUAGCAAGCCUUUUUGCAUUAGGCGUCGAAAAUUCAGAGGUCCUGCCACGGUCUACUCGCAACAGGAAAUCGUCAUCUUCAUCGAUUGAUGACACACUCUAUGCUCUCCGAUCUGUUCGUCGACUUUUAGACACGUCCGAGACAGUGUGUCCUGUUUCUGGCAAGACCGUUCCUUCUCAGCAUGCAGCCAACAACCCCACAGCAUCUCCAACCAAGACAUCUUCAAGGAAAUCAUCUCGCUGCGGAAACAGCCAUAUUUCAAGCAUUUCUUUUCGCAUUAUCCAAUUGCGAUUCCGACAAUCUUGGAAACCUAGAGAUGCACCCAGAAAGUAUCCCUUACCAUUGGAAAAUAUUUCCAUGAAAGUCAGCUGCGACAAGCGCCAUGCCACGACAUGGGAUGAGCCUGACCACGCGUUCCUCAUCUUCCCGGCGCAACUCCUGAUUGCAUGUACUUCCACGCACGAUUUUGACCCACUACUUGUUCCGGCCGUCACUCUCGUUCAUCUCAACUGCAGUACAGUGGCGAAGAAUGGUGCCUACAAGUCCCAUAGCCAAAUCUCGUUGAAGACAUUUUAUGAUGGCGCUACGAUACACUACGUAAAUGAUAAGCCCACACCCGAUUUGUCUUGA